AUGGCUACCACCUCGCACAUGUUCAUGUAUUCCCUGACGAUUCAGCCUCCGACUGCGAUCACUCAGGCCAUCUUGGGUCAGUUUGCUGGGACCAAGGAGCAGCAGAUCGUCACUGCGUCCGGUUCCAAGCUUACCAUCCACCGUCCGGACCCGACUCAGGGAAAGGUGACGCCAAUCUUCACACAGGAUGUCUUCGGCAUCAUCCGCUCGCUAGCAGCUUUCAGGCUUGCUGGAAGUAACAAAGAUUACAUUAUUAUCGGUUCCGAUUCGGGUCGUAUCACCAUUAUCGAGUACGUGCCGUCGCAGAACCGUUUCAACCGGAUCCAUCUGGAAACAUUUGGCAAGUCUGGUGUUCGCAGGGUAGUUCCCGGGCAGUACCUUGCCGUGGACCCCAAGGGACGUGCGUGCUUGAUUGCGUCUGUGGAGAAGAACAAGCUGGUCUAUGUUCUUAAUCGAAAUUCCCAGGCGGAACUGACCAUCUCGUCACCCUUGGAGGCACACAAGGCCCAGACGCUUGUGUUUGCCAUGAUAUCAUUGGAUGUGGGCUAUGAGAACCCUGUCUUUGCUGCCCUUGAGGUGGAUUACUCUGAGGCCGAUCAAGACCCCACCGGACAAGCUUAUGCAGAAAUCGAGAAGGUUCUGGUCUAUUACGAGCUUGAUCUUGGACUUAAUCAUGUGGUCCGCAAGUGGUCUGACCCCGUCGACCGCACUGCAAACAUGCUGUUUCAAGUCCCUGGCGGUGCAGACGGCCCCAGCGGUGUUUUGGUUUGUGCCGAGGACAGUGUUACAUAUCGACACUCCAAUCAGGACGCGUUUCGUGUGCCCAUCCCCCGGCGAAGUGGACCCACUGAGAAUCCGGAGCGGAAGCGGACCAUCGUCUCCGGAGUAAUGCAUAAGAUGCGAGGCGCAUUUUUCUUCCUUCUCCAAACCGAUGACGGUGACAUGUUCAAGCUCACGCUUGACAUGGUCGAAGAUGAUAAUGGUCAGUUGACUGGAGAAGUCCAAAGUCUUAAGAUCAAAUAUUUCGACACCGUCCCCGUUGCAUCAAAUCUUUUAAUUCUCAAAAGUGGUUUCCUUUAUGUUGCUAGCGAAUCGGGCAAUCACCACUUCUACCAAUUUGAGAAGCUUGGUGACGACGAUGUGGAGACUGAAUUUUCAAGCGACAAUUAUUCUGCCGACCCAUCCGUUCCCUACGAGCCCAUCUUCUUCCGCCCUCGCCCAGCCGAGAAUCUCAACCUCAUGGAGGUUUUGAGCUCUCUCAAUCCAUUGAUUGACAGCAAAAUUGCCAAUCUCACAGAGGAAGACGCCCCUCAAAUCUACUCAGUUUGUGGCACUGGCGCCCGCAGCACCUUCCGAACCCUCAAGCAUGGCUUGGAGGUUUCCGAGAUCGUUGAGUCGCAACUUCAAACUGCGCCUUCCGCUGUCUGGACAACGAAGCUGACGCGCAACGAUGAAUAUGACGCUUACAUUGUCCUUUCCUUCGCCAACGGCACCCUGGUUUUGAGUAUAGGUGAGAUCGUGGAGGAAGUCAGCGAUACCGGGUUUCUCUCUACUGCACCCACGCUGGCUGUGCAACAGCUUGGCGAGGAUUCUUUGAUCCAAGUGCAUCCACGGGGUAUUCGCCAUCUCCUUUCGGGUGGUCGAGUUAACGAAUGGCCCGCGCCCCAGCAUCGUUCCAUCGUGGCCGCUGCUACAAACGAGCGCCAAGUGGCCGUAGCCCUCAGCUCUGGUGAAAUCGUGUACUUUGAAAUGGAUACGGAUGGCACCUUAGCCGAGUAUGACGAGAGACGGCAAAUGUCUGGUACCGUCACCUCUCUCAGUCUGGGCCAGGUUCCCGAGGGGCGCAUGCGCAGCUCUUUCCUGGCUGUCGGCUGUGAUGAUUCCACUGUCCGUAUCCUCAGCCUUGAUCCAGAUUCAACUCUAGAGAACAAGUCGGUUCAAGCCUUGACUUCUGCUCCCUCUUCAUUGAACAUCAUGGCCAUGGCCGAUUCAAGCUCUGGUGGCACCACACUUUAUCUGCAUAUCGGUCUUUAUUCCGGUGUGUACCUUCGCACAGUCCUGGACGAAGUCACUGGCGAGCUGUCUGAUACACGGACACGCUUCUUGGGUGCAAAGCCCGUCAAAUUGUCCCAGGUCUCUGUCAAGGGCCAAACAGCCGUUCUGGCUCUUAGUUCCCGCUCAUGGCUUGGAUAUUCCGACACACAAACCAAGGGCUUUAUGCUUACUCCGCUGGAUUAUUCGCCCCUCGAGUGGGGUUGGAAUUUCUCCAGUGAGCAAUGUGUCGAGGGUAUGAUCGGUAUCCAAGGCCGUAACCUCAGGAUCUUCUCUAUCGAAAAACUCGACAACAACAUGCUUCAAGAAUCUAUUCCUCUUGCUUACACACCGCGUCGCUUUGUUCAACACCCUGAGCAACCGCUCUUCUACGUCAUUGAAUCGGACAAUAAUGUAUUGUCUCCUGCUACGCGGGAGAGUCUGAUUCAGGAUUCAAAGUCGCAUGCCAAUGGCGAUUCAGCGGUGCUGCCACCCGAAGAAUUCGGGUACCCUCGUGGCACUGGUCAUUGGGCCUCUUGCAUCCAGAUUGUGGAUCCUAUCUCUUCCAAGUCAGUCGUAUUUACACUGGAUUUGGAGGAAAACGAAGCAGCGGUCAGUAUUGCUGCCGUACCGUUCGCUAGCCAAGACGGCGAAACCUUUUUGGUGGUCGGCACCGCCAAGGACAUGGUCUCCUUGCCACCAUCUCAUGCUGGCGGCUUCAUUCAUAUUUACCGAUUCCAGGAGGAUGGGCGCGAGCUGGAGUUCAUCCAUAAGACCAAGGUUGAGGAGCCACCGCUUGCCCUCCUCGCCUUCCAAGGCAAGGUUCUUGCCGGUGUCGGCUCCAUUCUUCGUCUGUACGACCUCGGUAUGAAGCAGCUUCUUCGCAAGUGCCAAGCCCCUGUCGUUCCCAAGACUAUUGUGGGACUGCAGACGCAAGGCAGCCGAAUUGUGGUUAGCGAUGUCCGCGAGAGUGUGACUUAUGUUGUCUACAAGUACCAGGAGAACAUCUUGAUUCCCUUUGUGGAUGACUCCAUUGCUCGCUGGACGACCUCGACGGCUAUGGUUGAUUAUGAGACCACUGCCGGUGGUGACAAGUUCGGUAACCUCUGGAUGAUGCGAUGCCCGACGAAGGUCUCCGAAGAGGCCGACGAGGAUGGAUCCGGUGCCCAUCUGAUUCACGAGCGAGGCUACCUUCAGGGCACUCCCAACCGCCUCGAGUUGAUGGUUCACUACUACACGCAAGAUAUCCCGACCAGUAUCCACAAAGCUCAAUUGGUGGCUGGUGGUCGUGAUAUUGUUGUGUGGACUGGCUUCCAAGGCACAAUUGGCAUGUUUGUGCCGUUCGCCAGCCGCGAGGACGUUGACUUCUUCCAAAGCUUGGAGAUGCAGCUCGCCGCGCAGCAGCCCCCUCUGGCUGGUCGAGACCACCUGAUCUACCGUGGUUACUAUGCACCAUCCAAGGGCGUCAUUGAUGGCGACCUUUGCGAGAUGUAUUUCUUGCUGCCCAACGAUACGAAGAUGAUGAUUGCGGCGGAGCUGGAUCGCUCCGUCCGCGAGAUCGAACGCAAGAUCUCUGACAUGCGAACUCGGGUGGCGUACUAA
This is a messenger RNA of Penicillium maclennaniae, 3633 nucleotides long. RefSeq names its product DDB1/RSE1 family protein. Gene Ontology annotation, biological process: mRNA splicing, via spliceosome. Gene Ontology annotation, cellular component: nucleus; U2 snRNP. The record is from RefSeq and is a predicted model, not a curated record. Lineage: Eukaryota; Fungi; Ascomycota; Eurotiomycetes; Eurotiales; Aspergillaceae. The coding region runs from base 1 to 3633 and encodes 1210 amino acids. Gene Ontology annotation, molecular function: U2 snRNA binding; protein binding. The transcript is spliced from 3 exons.